AUGACUGAAAGUAGCCCACACGUCGUUACUUCAGCCAUAACGUCCUAUGGCGGUAUUUCCAUGCUCACCCAAAUCGAGCAAGGUCUUACAAAGAAUCCUCAUUCUCUAGCUGUCAUAUCACAACAUCAACUUUCAGGGCAUCUGUCUGAUAUUACCAGUCCUUGUACGGACGAACCAGUGAACAACGGCUGCUUGGCCUGGACAUACACUCAGCUCUUCGAAGCAGCCCUAAGACUGGCACUCGGCUUACGCAUUCGGAGCAUCCCAACUAACUCGGCUAUUGUUACAUUUAUCCCUAACAGAGUUGAGUGGGCUCUCUUCCUUUGGGCGUCGACCAUACAUAAGCUGAACUUUGGAUCUUUGGAUCAUACUGCACUCCAAUCUGGCCGCCAACAAGAGCUCAGGGGCUACCUGACAGUACUUCGGCCUACAGUCGCUGUUGUUGUCAGACCUGAAGAUUAUGGGCAGAUAUAUCGUGCUUGUGAUGCUUGCGGGGUGGAGCAGCCAUUGGUGGUCGUCCUUGCGCCCACACAACCAGUAUCAGAUGAGGCGUCUCGCCCAUGGGUAUGUAUUAGUGAACUAGCAGCGUUUAUAUCUCCGUCAGACCAAGAAGAUAGAUCCAUAAUUCUUAGAACCGCAAGACGAUAUGACCCUGAACGCACCGCUGUCACUCUAUUCACAAGCGGCACAACCUCUGGCCGGCCAAAAGGAUGUCUGCGCCAUGUGCAAGGAUCCACAUUCGUAACAGACGCUAUAUCCGACUCAUUCAGAUUAGCAGAAGACGCAUGUCGAUUCCUGCACAUGGGCGUGAACUAUCGCGUAUCAACGGUCGCGCUGAGUCUAUCGACCUGGAAAUGUGGCGGGGCGACGGUGAUAUCUGGCGAUGAAUUCACCGCGGAGAGCGCGUUGCGUGCUAUCGAGCGCUAUGCCAUCACGCACAUGUUCUGCGCACCGUCUUUGUUCCAUGCGCUUGAGGAUCAUCCCGCUUUUCCGAGAACCAACUUGACGCCGUUGAGGUAUGUGCUCUUGGGAGGUGAGAUCAUUUCGAAAGAACGGUUCAUGCACGCGGCAAAGGUUUUUCCAGGAGCGAAGAUCGCGAUUGGCCAUGGGAUGACUGAAUGCAGUGGCACGUUCGUAUGGCCUUUCUUCGACUCUGCGAUUGAGGAUAUUCCGUUCAGGGAUGGUAUUGCGCCUGUCGGCUACGUUUUGCCCGGCCAAGCCAUACGGAUCUGGGAUCUAGCCAAUGACCGUCUUGCCCAAGCUGAUGAAACUGGCGAGCUACAGAUUUGCUCUCCCGCAUUGAUCAAGGACUAUGUCGGUGUGGAAACCGUGGGUACGUUCAUUGAUGAUCCCACUGGUCGUUGGUUCAAAACAGGGGAUAUCGCAGUCAUGAACGAAGUCGGAUUGGUGUGGAUCCUAGGCCGUCUCAACGACAGAAUCAAACGAGGAGGUUGUUCCAUCACACCAGCCGCUAUCGAAGCAUGUAUUGAAGAGUAUGUCGGCACUUCUGCUUGUGUCUUCGGCAUGGAACACGCGACUCUAGGAGAGGAUGUCUACGCAGUAGUCGAGCAGCUCCAUGGUAAAACCAGAAAAAAUAUAGCAGAGCAUGUUCUUGUUAAUCUGGGCAAGGACUACGCUCUCGGCAGGAUCUUUAUCUUGGAAGAGCUAGGUCUCGACGUCUUUCCGACGAAUGCAACGGGGAAGAAGAUGAAGGGUGUUCUAAAGUCUGAUGUGAUGAGAUACUUGGCUAGCAAACUGCCGAGAAUGGCUUGA
Molecule: messenger RNA, 1773 nt
Organism: Pseudovirgaria hyperparasitica
Lineage: Eukaryota; Fungi; Ascomycota; Dothideomycetes; Acrospermales; Acrospermaceae
Product: acetyl-CoA synthetase-like protein
Exons: 4
Coding region: 1-1773 (590 amino acids)
Biological process (GO): fatty acid metabolic process
Molecular function (GO): medium-chain fatty acid-CoA ligase activity
Source: RefSeq, a predicted model, not a curated record